Molecule: messenger RNA, 2138 nt
Organism: Tripterygium wilfordii
Lineage: Eukaryota; Viridiplantae; Streptophyta; Magnoliopsida; Celastrales; Celastraceae
Product: probable beta-1,3-galactosyltransferase 4
Exons: 11
Coding region: 552-1769 (405 amino acids)
Cellular component (GO): Golgi membrane
Molecular function (GO): hexosyltransferase activity
Source: RefSeq, a predicted model, not a curated record
GAUAUCUUUUUCUUUUUCUUUUUUUCUCCUUUAAAAAAAUGAGCAAGGCCGGCAUUUGGCGAUGUCUCUGAGGUUUCUUUGUUCCAGUGAUGCAAUAUAUGUGAAUAUUUAAAGAUUUACUCGUUUAUUUUAGAGCUCAAGUUGUUGUCUCUACUUCUUGGGUCCCUCGCUCGAUAGAGGUUGAGAGUCUUCUCCUUGAGUUCUUUUCCUUACCCAUCAAAUUUCUCUGCAACUAACACUCACCGACACAAUCCUAGAAAUCUCGAAAACCCAACAAAGUCCUAGAGAGGCUGAGAGGGGGGAGAGAUUUAUAUUGGUAUGUAGUGUAUGUGUUCUGUGUUCAUGCAGGUGAGUCUGUAUAGUGUAUAUGCUUAAAUUGUUUCUCUGUUGGUCAAUACAUCAGAGUAUGAUCCAUAGAUCCAUGUGGAAGUCCAUUUGGUGAUAGAUUUGGAUCUGGGUCCAAGUCAAUUCAAGAACUUGCCUUGGAAUUUAAGUGGGUUUUGGUUCAAUUUGUCAUCUUUGAUUUGGGUUUGGGAAUUAAGUGAAGCACAAUGACUUGGAAGAACAGAGGAGUUGAAUCGGCUUCAAAGAAUGCGGUGUCAAAGAAAUGGACUCUUCUGCUUUGUAUUGGCUGCUUCUGUGCUGGAGUGCUCUUCUCUGACAGAAUUGGGGAUGAACCUGAAGUUAAAAAUAUAUCAAGGACAACAAGAAUGGAAGAUGAGAAGCUGAAGUUAAUGCCAGAGGACUGUAAUCCACAAAUUGAUGAAAAGCGCGAAUACAAGGACAUUGUGGGGGAAGUUUCAAAGACUCAUGAUGCUAUACAUACACUGGAUAAAACAAUUUCAAAUCUGGAGAUGGAGUUGGCUGCCGCAAGGGCUGCACAAGAUUCUUUACUCAAUGGUUCACCUGUAUCAGAGACUGUGAAAAUAGCUGAAUCGGGUCGCAAAAGAAAAUAUUUAAUGGUUGUAGGCAUCAAUACUGCUUUUAGCAGUCGAAAACGAAGAGAUUCAGUUCGUGCUACUUGGAUGCCGCAAGGAGAUAAAAGAAAGAAGCUUGAGGCCGAGAAGGGCAUCGUUAUUCGCUUUGUAAUAGGUCACAGUGCUACAUCAGGUGGUAUCCUUGAUAGAGCAAUUGAAGCAGAGGAAAAGAAACACGGGGAUCUUUUGAGGCUGCAGGAGCAUGUUGAGGGUUACCUGGAAUUGUCGGCAAAAACCAAGACAUUCUUUGCAACUGCGGUUGCUUUGUGGGAUGCAGAUUUCUACAUCAAAGUCGAUGAUGAUGUGCACGUAAAUAUAGCAACUCUUGGAGCAACUCUAGCCAGGCAUUUGUCAAAGCGUAUGGUAUAUAUUGGAUGCAUGAAAUCUGGUCCAGUCCUUGCUCAGAAGGGAGUGAAAUAUUAUGAACCUGAGUAUUGGAAAUUUGGGGAGGUGGGAAACAAAUAUUUCCGGCAUGCUACAGGGCAGUUAUAUGCGAUUUCCAAUGAUUUGGCUACUUAUAUCUCAAUUAACCAGCAUGUGCUGCACAAGUAUACUAAUGAGGAUGUUUCCUUGGGAUCGUGGUUUAUUGGAUUGGACGUGGAGCAUAUUGAUGACCGGAGACUCUGUUGCGGAACCCCACCAGAUUGUGAGUGGAAGGCUCAGGCGGGCAACAUCUGUGUUGCUUCCUUUGAUUGGAGCUGUAGUGGGAUCUGCCGGUCCGUUGAGAGGAUAAAGGAGGUUCACCAGCGAUGCGGGGAGGGAGAACAUGUCUUAUGGAACACAGCGUUCUGAAGAAUAGUUCUUCCAAACUCAGGAGGACUUGAAGAUGUGGCAAGAAUGUACUAGGAAUAUCAGCAAAUUCAUCGUCGCAAAAAAAAAAAAAAAGUGUAGGAAGCAUGAGAUUUGCCACAUUCUAGACAAAGGAAGAGGCUACAAGGCAAAUCCAUAGAGAGAAAGAAUAUACACUAUAAUUAAUCAUUCUUUAUAAGUUUGGAGGAGAGCCAUUGUGUAAGUUUGUUAUGGCUAUGGGAGCUCCUGAAUAAGUGCCUCAAAAUGUGGGUAGAAUUUGCUGCCUUUCACCCCAUAUAUUAAUGUAUUUUGUGUAUGUAUUUGUUCUUCUUUUGGCCAGAGGAAAUAAAAUAAGAAAAUAUAGAAAAAAAA